Periophthalmus magnuspinnatus is the source of this 945-nucleotide messenger RNA. RefSeq names its product putative gustatory receptor clone PTE03. Gene Ontology annotation, cellular component: membrane. Gene Ontology annotation, molecular function: olfactory receptor activity; G protein-coupled receptor activity. Bases 1 to 945 code for a protein of 314 amino acids. NCBI's taxonomy places the organism in Eukaryota, Metazoa, Chordata, Actinopteri, Gobiiformes, Gobiidae. Gene Ontology annotation, biological process: G protein-coupled receptor signaling pathway. The record is from RefSeq and is a predicted model, not a curated record. The transcript has a single exon.
AUGGAGAACGUGAGCGGGGCUCUGCUGCAGCUGGAGGGCCUGUCCCUGCCUCACUCCUCUGUCCUGCCUGUCUUCUGUUGUAUUCUGCUGUCUUAUGUCCUCAUGAUGCUGAUGAACCUGGGGAACAGUGUGUUGAUCCUGAAGGAGAGGAGCCUGCACCAGCCCAUGUACCUGUUGCUGUGUAACCUCUGUAUCAAUGACAUCAUCGGGGGCACGCACGUCAUCCCGCCGCUACUGUUCAAUAUGCUGCGAGCGCCGGAAGAGCACCUGAUUUCUUACAGCGCCUGUGUCACUCAGGCCUUCGUGUCGCAUUUAUUUGGGACCACCUCACACACCAUCCUGAUGAUCAUGGCGUUCGAUCGUUACGUGGCGAUCUGUAACCCGCUGCACUACUCCACCAUCAUGAGCGGCCGCAUGCUAGUGAAGCUAAUGGCAUUUGCGUGGGGUGUGGCCUUGGUACUGGUGAGCGUUCUGAUUGGUCUGUCGGUGCGUCUGUCACGUUGUCGCUCCGUGGUCACAAACCCGUACUGUGAUAAUGCGUCGCUCUUUAAACUGUCGUGUGAGAGUACCCUGAUCAACAACGUGUACGGGCUGCUCUUCACGGCGCUGCUGCUGAGCGCCUCCAUCGGCUCCACCCUCCUGACCUACCUCAGGAUCACUCUGGUGUGUCUGCGCAGACACAGCUCCAGUCUGAACCGCCGCGCCCUGCAGACCUGCUCCACCCACCUGCUGGUGUACCUGCUGCUGCUGCUGAGCGGAGUCGUGGUCAUCACUCUGCACCGCUUCCCCGAGUACACGCACCACAGGAAAAUGGCCGCUGUCAUCCUGUUUACGGGGCCCGGGAUGGUGAACCCCAUCAUCUAUGGAGUGCAGUGCAGGGACAUACGCUGUGCCUGGGCCCGGCACUGGGCCCGACUCUGGGCCCCAGUCUUCAGGAGGAAAUAA